Messenger RNA from Meloidogyne enterolobii, 859 nucleotides. The record is from the annotation of a GenBank genome assembly. NCBI's taxonomy places the organism in Eukaryota, Metazoa, Nematoda, Chromadorea, Rhabditida, Meloidogynidae.
UUUAAAAAUGAUUAAGCCAGUAGCUGAUAUUGCUGUUAUUGGACUUGCAAUAAUGUACCAAACUCUUAUUCUGAACGAUUAUGGAUUUGUGUUCUGCACAUUCUGCAUCCUAAGCGCAUUAUUUACCUUGUUGUAUAUUAUGCGUUCUUUUUUCGGCGUCUCAAUUAACAAUCUUCCAACUGCACAGGCUGUCCAAGAUUUUUGUUAUUAUAUUGAGGAAUGUGAUAGAAGAGAUUGUGUUAUAUGCCUGGAAAAAGAUCUCUUCUGCACAUUUCGACACGGCAGUCAUAAGAACUUUAAUCUUGGAGAAAUGGUUACAAUUUACAAUUACAAUGGUACUCGAUCGUACAUAACUAGAGUCAGAUUCAUUUGUGAGCGGCUAGAUUUUAUCAUCUUAAAAAGCAGUGAGAAAAUGGAAAAAGUGCCUGCUCUCUCUCAUGAUUACUUUCCUCCUGAACCAUUGCUCGUUUGUGGCAGAAGUGAUAUAACUGGAGAGAUUACUUAUUCAAGUGGAUCUAUUCGUACCUCGCUUUUACAAUAUUUUUCUGAUGGAAGGGUAGAAGAAGGUCCUUUUUUGCUGGGAGACAUUCAUACGUUGUUAGGCGAUUCAGGUGGUGCAGUCUUUAGUGCAAAUGGACUGAUUGGAAUGCAUGUUAGAGUUACUCCCUGUUAUUAUCAGUUAUGUAGUGAUGUUAUUUACAACGCAGCACACUUUAAAGUUGAAAACUGCAUUGUACGAAUUUCUGACCUUCUACGUGGCGUAAAUGUUGUUAAGAUGAUAGAUUCACCGCCCAGACCGAAAGAUCAUCCACAACCACAUUUUCUGGAAUAUGAAGGCAAAAUGUUGAUGGGCUCUUAA